CCAGCCUCUCGUUCUCUUCCUGUCGCACACUGAUGACGUGUGUAAGAGAGGCGGUGCGGAUUUGCCACGUCGGUCUCUGUGCAGUGUAUUGACAUUGUUGCUUUCCAGCUCGGUGGCUAACUUUUAAACCCAGUUUCUGCUUCGGCCCGGAACUGUGACACCUAUAGCAGCGACCGUGUGGUUCUGGUGGGUCUUCGCAGCAGAGCAGCGGGAGAAAGCAAAGCUGUGAGGCGAAGUGGCUGCGGGGACUAGGUCUGCUUCCAACUGACUGAUGCAUCCUGGUCCAGGUCGAUCCCCCGUCUGUUCCGACGUUGUUGGCCUGUUUGUACAUGGUGGCUAAUCUAGGAGAAACAGAGGAGUCCCAGCGGUUGUUGGUCGGUUGGCGGCGUCCUCAGUUGCCACGGUAACUGGCGACCAUGCCAGGAGGUCGCAGGGGCCCCAGCAGACAGCAGCUGAGUCGCUCUGCUCUGCCGUCCCUGCAGACUCUAGUCGGAGGAAGCCUGGGAAAUGGUACAGGCCUCAGAAACAGGAGCAGUACCUCGGUGGGUCUCUCUGCUCCCCCCAUCUCGGCCCUCAUCACCCCGGAGCCUGUCCGUCACUCGCGGAUCCCUGAGCUGCCGUCGGACAGCAGCCUCCUCUUUGAGUUCCUGCUGUUCCUCUACCUGCUGGUGGCCUUGUUUGUGCAGUACAUCAACAUUUACAGGACGGUGUGGUGGUAUCCAUACAGUCACCCUGCGGCCUCUACCUCACUGAACUUCCAUCUGAUGGACUACCACCUUGCAAUCUUCAUCACUGUCAUGUUGGCGAGGAGGCUGGUGUGGACGAUAGUGUCCGAGGUGUCUCAGAGCAGCGGAGGAUCACUGCUGCGUUACGUGUUCCUUAUCGCGGCUCGGCUCUGCCUGCUGACCAUGUGCGGCUGGGUUCUCUGCUGGACUCUAGUCAACCUCUGCAAAAAUCACUCGGUUUUAAAUCUCCUUUUCCUGGGAUACCCAUUUGGCGUGUACGUCCCUCUCUGCUGCUUCCAUCAGGAGGGAGGUAAAAGUCAGACUGCUGCAGCUGACUGUGACUUCCAGCCCGACCACCAGCAGACCGACCUGGCCGAGGCGCCAUUAUUUCGCCCCCGUGACUUCCUCUUCCUGUUGCGAGAGAACCUCAGAGAGCAGUUUUCCAGCCCGCCACACAUGCCCACACACACCUGCCCGCCUCACACACAUUCACACACCCCCGAGCUGAUUCGGGCCGAGGUGGAGGAGCUGAAGAGUGACUUCAAUCGCCGGAUCAAGGAGGUGCUCUUCAACUCCCUCUUCAGCGCUUACUACGUCGCCUUUCUGCCUUUGUGCUUCGUCAAGAGCACGCAGUACUACGACAUGCGUUGGUCAUGUGAGCACCUUAUUAUGGUGUGGAUCAAUGCAUUCGUGAUGCUGAUGAGUCAGCUGCUGCCUCCCAGCUACUGCGACCUGCUUCACCGCUCGGCGGCUCAUCUGGGCCGCUGGCAGAAACUGGAGCACGGCUCGUACAGCAACGCACCUCAGCACGUGUGGUCAGAGAGCACGAUCUGGCCCCAGGGGGUCCUGGUACGACACAGUCGAUGUCUUUAUAAGGCGGUCGGACCCUACAAUGUGGCCCUGCCCUCUGAUGUUUCCCAUGCAAGGUUUUAUUUCCUGUUUCACAAGCCAUUGCGGAUCUUGAACCUGCUGAUCUGGAUUGAGUCAAGUGUGGUUUUGUAUCAGUUAUACUCUCUGCUGCGGUCUGAGCGCUGGAACCACACCCUGUCUAUGGGCCUUAUUCUGUUCUGCAACUACUACGUCCUUUUCAAACUGCUCCGAGAUCGCAUUGUGCUGGGCAAAGCCUACUCCUUCCCUCUGUCCUUCAGCAGCCUGGGGCUGAAAUCUCAGUAAAGGGAUCCACAGAGCGAGACCUCCCCAAAAGAACUCUGAACCUGCGGGCAAAAAAAGGUUCGAGCUCUGAAAAGGGCUGGAGGAUAGUGGAAGCACUUGCUGCCGGAGGUGAAGGGACAGACUGUGAACUCUGUUUUGAUACGGUUCUAUUUUUAAUGCAAUGUUUAUAUAAACCUAUUUAAAAGAAUAUUUUUAUUUUGUAUACUCUUUGUAGUUACACCGGGCAUUACCACACCGACCACGUGAGCAAGUUGAGUGUUUUUUGUUUUUGUUAUAAGGUGACAGGGAAGUCAGGAAAUGCCAGGAGGUGACUUUCACCAAAGAUAUUUGAGGUGCGGGAGGCCAUCGAUGGAAUCACUGGGCCUCUGACAGUCAGUCCAAAGUCACAGCAGUGGUUGGAUUGGUGCCUGACAUCCUGAAUUCAGAUUUGAUUCAACAACGAAAGCAUCCAUAAUUCAAAUUGAUUCAUUUCAGAUUCUGCAUCAGUUAUUGGAGGUAAAAAAAAAAAAAAUCCCCAUGGUGUGAGAGUCCGGCCGUCACUUACUGAAAUUCACCCUGCAGUUACAGUUGUUGCUGGGCAUCGCGGUGGGUCAGUGGCUGGAGCGGUUGCCUCACGGGAAGAAGGUUCUGUCUUGGACAGAUGGCUUUUGUGUGAAGUUGUUGAAGACAGAAAUUCAGAGCUUCUAGAUUGGGAAUGAAGAUGCCGUUUGGGAAUGUUUUUAGACUCAAGUCAAGACCGUAGACGAAAUCUGAGCAUCGCUGUUGAUAAGUUUAACUGCAAUUCGUUUAACAAGAUAUCCAGAUAAAUAUUUCAAAAGGGCAGCCCCUUGAUGGUUGAUGGACAGUUGGACAGUGCUUGGUCUACGCUCACUGUCCACUUCAUUAAACAUCGUUCCAGUACUGGGUUUGACUUUGUCUCGCGUUCAUGUUUUUGGACACAUUACAUUGCUCUAACCCACAUCACUCACCUGCUCAGACUGUCUUCACGAGGCUCUCUGUUGAAUCUGUCUAAAUGUCUCUGCACAUGUCUACAUUCACCAGUCCAGGCAAUGACUUUCAAUCUCUUAUUGGUUAAUUUUAGUCUGUGUCUCUGUGGUCUAAAGCCCCAGGUUCCUGUCCUUAGCUGCGAGGCGUAGUGAACCAUGUGGUAUCCAGCAGCGUGGCCCACCUGUCUCGAGGUUUGAUCUGUCGUUUCCGUUAAAGACGCUCGUCUCCGUAUCAGUUUACAAAGAAGUGAUUUGUUUUUUCCAUCCGCUUCAGUCAGUCCGAUUGUUGUCCUCAGGAAGCUGUUGCUCAAAUUGUAUAUAUUUUUUUUCUUUCUAUAGACUCUUAAAAAAAUA
Messenger RNA from Cynoglossus semilaevis (tongue sole), 3238 nucleotides. It is a transcript of the gene tmem39a, whose product is annotated as transmembrane protein 39A. Gene Ontology annotation, biological process: negative regulation of autophagosome maturation; negative regulation of autophagosome assembly. NCBI's taxonomy places the organism in Eukaryota, Metazoa, Chordata, Actinopteri, Pleuronectiformes, Cynoglossidae. The transcript has 9 exons. The coding region runs from base 417 to 1898 and encodes 493 amino acids. Gene Ontology annotation, cellular component: endoplasmic reticulum membrane. The record is from RefSeq and is a predicted model, not a curated record.